GACUAUAACAAAAAUGAUUGCGUAAAUAAAUACACCCAGAUCAUAAGAGUAUAAGACUUGGUAAAUCCAUUGUGAUUUAUGACCCUACUUUUAAUGGCUCCGGUUUCUUCUCCAUGCAAAACUCCAACGCCCCAUUCAAAGACCGGAGAGAACAGCAGUGAUCCGUGAAACAAUUGAUUGAGUCUAUUUCACGUCAUCUUCUCUCCCUCGCCGCUUUCGAGUUCCAAAAAGGAGGUGACACAAGAUGGCGGAAGCAUUUGAGGUCAAACCGAUUGUCUUUGACAAUGGGUCUGCACUGACCAAGGCUGGGCUUGCGGGAGAUGAUGCUCCCAUCGAUGUUUUCCCUAGCAUUGUUGGGUGGCCCCGUCAUACGGGUGUCAUGAUAGGCCUUGGUCAAAAGGAUGUAUAUGUAGGAGAUGAAGCUUUUUCUAAGAGAGGUAUUUGUUGCCUGAGGUCACCAACUAAGCAUGGUAUUGUUACCAACUGGGAAGACAUGGAGAAAUUAUGGCACCAUACAUAUCAUGAUUCACUUGGUGUUGCUCCAGAAGGGCACCCGGUGCUCCUAACUGAAGCUUCUCUUAAUCCUAAGGCUAAUCGUGAAAAAAUGACAGAGAUCAUGUUUGAGACAUUUCGUGCCCCUUCCAUGUAUGUCGCUAAUCAGGCCGUUCUUUCCUUGUAUUUGAGUGGUCACACCACCGGUAUUGUUUUGGAAUCUGGUGAGGAGGUUACUCACGUUGUUCCGGUCUAUGAGGGCUAUGCUUUUCCACAUGCCAUCUUUCGUCUUGAUUUUGGUGGUUGUGACAUCACAUCUUAUUUGGCAAAUGCUAUCAUAGAGACAACCCACAUCAAUAAUUACCUUAAUUUGUUCAAAUAUCUUCAAACAGACAUAAAGGAAAAGCUUGCGUAUGUAGCACUUGACUAUGAGCAGGAAAUAGCAGCCUCAAAGACUAGCUCUGUGGCAGAAAAGGUCUAUGAGUUUCCUAAUGGGCGGGUGAUCACGUUGGGUUCAGAGCUCUUUCAUUGUACCGAGGCGCUUUUCCAGCCUUCGAUCAUUGGGAAGGAUGGUAUAGGAAUCCAUGAGGCCUUACACAAGUCUCUAAUGAAAUGUGAUGUUGAUCUUAGGAAGGAGCUUUAUGGAAACAUUGUACUCAGUGGUGGUAAUACCAUGUUCCCUGGCCUUGCUAAUAGACUGACCAAGGAAAUUACUGCAUUGGCCCCUAGUGGCACAAAAGUAAAGGUGGUGGCACCACCUGAGAGGAAGUAUAGUGCUUGGCUUGGAGGUUCCAUCGUAGCCUCUCUAUAUUCAUUCCAACAGAUGUGGAUUAACGAGGUAGACUACGAUGAAUACGGGCCUUCAAUUGUGCACAAAAAGUGCAUCUAAUUUUCUUCGAAAGAACAUCACUCCCCUUUACCUAUUUUGUUUCUUUACGUGACUAAAUAACAAUAUUGAAUAUUUGACGCUAUGUUA
Molecule: messenger RNA, 1468 nt
Organism: Cuscuta europaea
Lineage: Eukaryota; Viridiplantae; Streptophyta; Magnoliopsida; Solanales; Convolvulaceae
Source: the annotation of a GenBank genome assembly